Messenger RNA from Alosa sapidissima (American shad), 1218 nucleotides. It is a transcript of the gene wnt7ba, whose product is annotated as wingless-type MMTV integration site family, member 7Ba. The record is from RefSeq and is a predicted model, not a curated record. Lineage: Eukaryota; Metazoa; Chordata; Actinopteri; Clupeiformes; Clupeidae. Gene Ontology annotation, cellular component: extracellular region. Gene Ontology annotation, molecular function: cytokine activity; frizzled binding. The transcript has 4 exons. Gene Ontology annotation, biological process: cell fate commitment; neuron differentiation; canonical Wnt signaling pathway. The coding region runs from base 123 to 1184 and encodes 353 amino acids.
CGGCCACAAAGGAGCAAGGAUACUCCGCUUUAUUUUACAUCCUUAAUUCGGGAAUUACAGUCGCACUAGCGCUUUUUUAUUUUUCAAACAGAAAAUACCGUAUCCGCUUGUUCAAUGUCACCAUGCUCAUCAUCUCAUCACGCAAUGCUCUGCUGUCAGUCUACUACCCACAGAUCUUCCUCAUCCUCUCCAGCGGUAGCUACCUGGCCCUUUCCUCAGUGGUUGCUCUGGGUGCUAACAUCAUCUGCAAUAAGAUCCCUGGCCUAGCCCCCCGUCAGAGAGCUAUCUGCCAGAGCCGCCCCGAUGCCAUCAUUGUCAUUGGCGAGGGUGCCCAGCUGGGAAUCAACGAGUGCCAAUACCAAUUCCGCUAUGGGCGCUGGAACUGCUCUGCCCUUGGAGAGAGGACCGUGUUCGGUCAAGAGCUGAGAGUAGGCAGUAAGGAGGCUGCGUUCACAUACGCCAUCACUGCCGCGGGAGUGGCUCACGCCGUGACUGCGGCCUGUAGUCAGGGAAACCUCAGCCACUGUGGCUGCGACCGUGAGAAACAGGGCUACCACGACCAAGAGGAGGGCUGGAAGUGGGGUGGCUGCUCGGCCGAUGUCAAGUACGGCGUGGAGUUCUCCCGCAGAUUUGUGGACGCUCGGGAGAUAAAAAAAAAUGCACGAAGGCUGAUGAAUCUUCACAACAAUGAGGCAGGGCGGAAGGUUCUGGAGGAACGCAUGAAGCUGGAGUGCAAAUGUCAUGGAGUCUCGGGCUCCUGCACCACCAAGACAUGCUGGACGACGCUGCCCAAGUUCCGCGAGAUUGGUUACGUGCUGAAGGAGCGCUACAGCACAGCGGUGCAAGUGGAGGCGGUCCGGGCCACGCGCCUACGCCAGCCCUCCUUCCUGCGCCUCAAACAGGGCCGCGGCUACCAGAAACCCACCGUGGCGGACCUGGUGUACCUUGAGCGCUCGCCCAACUACUGCGAGGAGGACGCGAGCACGGGCAGCACGGGGACGCGGGGGCGCCUGUGCAACCACACCUCCCCUCACACGGACGGCUGUAACCUCAUGUGCUGUGGCCGAGGCCACAACACCCACCAGUACACCCGCGUGUGGCAGUGCAACUGCCAAUUCCAGUGGUGCUGCUUCGUCAAGUGCAACACUUGCAGUGAGCGAACUGAGGUGUUUACCUGCAAAUAAGGAAGAGUGGGUGGAGGACCAAUCCAUGAGCCAC